This is a messenger RNA of Culicoides brevitarsis, 3144 nucleotides long. RefSeq names its product unconventional myosin-Ia (gene Myo95E). NCBI's taxonomy places the organism in Eukaryota, Metazoa, Arthropoda, Insecta, Diptera, Ceratopogonidae. The record is from RefSeq and is a predicted model, not a curated record. The coding region runs from base 64 to 3144 and encodes 1026 amino acids. Gene Ontology annotation, cellular component: myosin complex; vesicle; plasma membrane. Gene Ontology annotation, biological process: vesicle transport along actin filament; actin filament organization. Gene Ontology annotation, molecular function: microfilament motor activity; actin filament binding; ATP binding. The transcript is spliced from 21 exons.
CCAUGAGUUAACUGAGCCAACGGGAAACGUGAUGAGCCAGCGACAACGAACGACAGCGAGAAGAUGCCAAAUAAAUCAGCUUGGGAUGCUUGCCUUCUUGAGAGAGUUUCGGAUGAAAAUUUCAUUGAAAAUCUUCGACACAGAUAUCAACGGGAUCAAAUUUAUACCUACAUCGGAACUUCGAUCGUAGCGAUAAAUCCAUACAAACCACUUUCUAUUUACACACCAGAUUUAGUUAAAAAUUAUGCAAUCAAAGGUCUCUUUCACUUGCCGCCGCACAUCUACGGCCUCAGCAACUUUGUGCACGAAUGGGCCACAGACUUCAACGAGGACCAAAAUAUCGUCACAACGGGCGAAGUUGGCUCCGGCAAGACCGAAACGAGUCGCAUGGUGGUCCAUUUUCUGACAAAUGUCGCGGAUGAUCCGGUUGAGUUGCAGAAGGCACGUGAUCGAGUCGAGCAGGCGGAUGUCGUCUUGGAAGCUUUGGGCAACGCGACAACGUUGAAAAAUGAGAAUUCAAGUCGAUUUGGCAAAUAUUACGAUAUUGAGUUCGAUUUUAAAGGUGACGUCGUUGGCGGACAUAUCUCACAUUAUAUGUUGGAAAAGUCUCGAUUAACUGGUUUCAUGCAAGGAGAACGAAACUUUCAUAUAUUUUAUCAAUUGCUUUACGGAGCGGAUCUUCAUUUUUUGAAACAAUUAAAAUUGCUCAGAAAUUUAGACAAAUACGAGUUGUUACAUGAUACAAUCGCAACAGAGGACGAUAAAACAAACUUUUCUUUCACUAAGAAAUCAUUAGAAAUUCUUGGCCUAACCUCAGAUGAAAUAUUGUCAAUAUUCAAGAUAAUAGCUGUGGUAUUAAAAUUAGGAAAUUUGUUGUUCAUACCAACCACUAAUAUUGACGGUACCGAGGGAUGUAAAGUUUCUGAUGAAUAUGAAUUAAAUGAAAUAUCACAACUUUUAUGUAUAGAUGAACAAAUAUUACUGAAUUGCCUUACAAAGUCGGGACCGAAUUGGAGUCAAUUAGAGAAUGGCUCAGAGUUGGAUGCAUUCAAUGCAACAAAAUUAAAAUAUUCAUUAUGCAGAACAUUAUAUGGUAGAUUAUUUACAUAUGUUGUUAAUAGAAUUAAUGAAUCAUUAAAGUUCAAACAAUUAAAUCGUGGUAAGAAUAUAGGCGUAUUAGAUUUUUACGGUUUCGAAAUAUUAGAGACAAACUUAUUCGAACAAUUAGCAAUAAAUUAUUGCAAUGAACGUUUGCACCAAAGUUUCUUGCAAAAUGUGCUCAAAUUCCAGCAAGAUUUGUACGUGCGCGAAGGCCUCGAAUGGACCAAAAUCGGCUAUUUCGACAACGAAAUAAUCUGCGAGCUCAUCGACAAGCCGAGUUACGGCAUUUUAUCGCUGCUCGACGAGCCAAAGGUGAUGUGUGACGAUGGCUUCCUUGCGCGCCUCCAUCAAUGUUGUUCGGGACACUCGCAUUUCUUGAUACAAGAUCCAACGUUGCCGCCCAAUUGCUUUCAAAUUCAUCACUUUUGUGGGCCCGUCACAUACACGGCUUCGUGUUUCGCGGAGAAAAAUCAGGAUUUCCUGCCAAAGCACAUCAGUUCGGGCAUGUAUCAAAGCAAACUUCCGAUCAUGCAGCAUCUCUUUCCGGAGGGCAAUCCGAAGAAAGCCUCGAAGAAACCGACAAGUAUAAGCUCAAAUUUACGCACGUCGUUGCAGGCGUUGCUCCAGAACCUGAGUCAGCGCAGGAAUCAUUACGUUUUUUGUAUUCGUCCGAAUGAGUUUAAGGAGCCACGGGCCUUUGAAUUGCCGCUCGUGCAACAUCAAGUGCGGUAUCUCGGAUUGAUUCCAUUGACAAAUUUGUGGCGUACUGGUCACUAUUUUUGCCUCAGUCACACAAAAUUCUACAACAGAUACAAGUUACUUAGCAACCAUACAUGGCCAAAUUUUAGCUCAGGUCCCAUUUUUGAAGCAAUUGCCAUUAUUAUCCGAAGUGUUCCUUUGCCGGCAGCUGAAUUCACGAUCGGCAGCAAGAAAGUCUUCAUUAGGAGUCCAAGAACGGUUUACGAGCUCGAAGACUUCCGCAAAACCCGUUUGCAUUACCUGGCGAUCCUCAUACAAAAAACUUUUAGAUGCUACGCCAAACGGAAGUAUUUUUUGAAGUUACGAAAAAGUCAAAUUAUCAUCGCAACUACAUGGAGAACGUGGCGGGCACGCGAGGAAUAUCGCAUCAUAAAGUACCGCAAACAGGUUGAAUGGGCAAUUGGAGUAAUUCAACGUCAUCAUUUCCUGUGGAAACGACGUGAAUUCCUGCAAACGCUCCUGAUAAGGUUGCCAGCGAACAGUAUGAGUCCCCUUUGCAACGAAUGGCCUUCAGCACCUGCAUUUUUGCAAGAGACAUCAAUGUUGCUGAGACAAAUUUAUCACAAAUGGAGGUGCUACAAGUAUCGAAUAUCCUUCGAUCAAACAUCACGAAAUCGCAUGCGAGAAAAAGUCACCGCCAGCAUCAUAUUUCGUGAUCGGAAGGCCUCGUAUGCGAAAAGUGUGUCACAUCCCUUCCACGGAGACUACGUUCGUUUGCGCCAAAAUGUUCAAUGGAAGAAAAUUUGCAUGGACACCAACGACCAAUACGUGGUUUUUGCGGAUAUUAUCAACAAAAUUACGCGUUCGAGUGGAAAAUUCGUUCCUGUCCUUUUGGUUCUUUCAACCAACUCAAUGUUACUUCUGGACCAAAGAACGCUCCAAAUAAAAUACCGCAUUCCCGCAAGUGAAAUUUAUCGCAUGUCGCUAAGUCCGUAUCUCGAUGACAUCGCAGUGUUCCAUGUGAAGGCGGAGGAUGUUAACUUUGAGUUAAUGCAAUCGGUUGAGUCGCUACCAACAGGUGGUUGUAUGUUCCAGUCCGAAUUUGGUCGAAAGAAGGGAGAUUUUGUAUUUCAAACGGGACACGUGCUCGAAAUUGUGACAAAAUUGUUCUUGGUAGUGCAAAACGCAACAACUAGACCACCCGAAGUGCAUAUUAGUCCAGAAUUUGAGGCGAAUUUUGGACAACAAACCGUUAUAUUUACCUUCAGAUGUGGCAGUUCCGACCUUGCAUACACGCAGCCCAAGGUCACGCGAAAAGGAAAUCGCAUGGAAGUUAUUGUCUAA